This is a messenger RNA of Salvelinus fontinalis (brook trout), 5358 nucleotides long. Its product is annotated as ras-associating and dilute domain-containing protein-like. Bases 657 to 4217 code for a protein of 1186 amino acids. The transcript is spliced from 15 exons. Gene Ontology annotation, biological process: signal transduction; substrate adhesion-dependent cell spreading; neural crest cell migration. The record is from RefSeq and is a predicted model, not a curated record. Gene Ontology annotation, cellular component: microtubule. Gene Ontology annotation, molecular function: GTPase binding. NCBI's taxonomy places the organism in Eukaryota, Metazoa, Chordata, Actinopteri, Salmoniformes, Salmonidae.
GUUGCAUUCUACCAGACAACCAGUAAGUGUUGGGCACUGAACUGUUUAGUGCGCCUAACGGGAUAAGGAUAGAUGGCUUGGAGCAGACAGGUCAAGAUUCGCAAGGUGCUUCGAAUAACAAAUAGUUCAGUUAAGUAUCUGAAAUGGAUCAUUUAUUAGAAGUAAUUCACAUUGGAUGUAAUUAUUUAUUUUUAUAAGAGAAAAGCUUUUUAAAACUAGCGCUCGUAUGGCUGUCCCGAACGUGGAUACAUUGUAUCUGAUUCUGACCAACUAACUUCUGUUCAUGGAAACAAUUCAGCAACAAUUGUAUCGAACGGAUUACAGUCGAUAUUGUUGAGUUGGAAAUUCGGGAAUAUAACUCUAAUUUGAAAGCGAGUGUAUUUUGGAAGUUGCCUGAUGUCUAAUGCCAUUGGACGAGAAUAACUUUUCUCCACGUCGUGCUUCUUUACGAAAACCUGUCAGAAGUUAACAAACUGUCUGAACGGACAAAUUCUUAGUUGUCUUCAUCACCAUGAGAAAGUGUGGAUUCCAGUGUCAAAUACCACGAUGGACUGAGUAUAUUUGUCACAAAUAGUUUAUUUUGAGAAUAGUGCCUUACCGUGCUUUAUAGGGAGCACUUUGACAUAUAAUAUAGCCUACAUCUGAACAAAGUCGUGAUGAUUUCGGAGGAACGAAGUAGUCAUGUAUCCAAGCAAGCCCUCAACUUUCCAGUGGGCCUAUUGAUCCGCUCCCCGAAGAAGAGCCUGGCAAAGCUGGGGAGGAAGCCAAGCAAUGGAUCCCUGCAGUCCAACACCUCGGAUGGCACCACCCAUUCAGCAGAGAGUACAGGCGUGAGGCAGCCGGCCAAGAACAAAAUCCGCCGCCACAACAACAAACUGUCGACGGUGUUCAACCAGAGCCCCCUCCUGCGGGGCGACAGUGGGCAGGGGCAUGCCCCAGGUGGCAGGAGCAUGGCGGGGGACCUGCAGGCUGCAGAUGACCCUGCUGAGCUGUCCAGUCAGAUGUCUGCCCCAGGUAUCCUAAAGAUCUUUGGCAGCGACAUUUGCCAGGGAACCAACUACAAGAGCGUGCUGGCCACAACUCGCUCCAGUGCCAAGGAACUUGUCAAAGAGGCCCUGGAGAGAUACUGUCUGGAGAAAGAGGAUCCCAGUCAAUAUGUGCUGUGCGACGUGAUUGGCCAGACCGGAGCAGACCACCAAUGGAAGACAGAGUGCUUUCGAGUCGUGGGUGACCACGAGAAGCCCCUCAUGCUGCAGUCGCAUUGGAAACCCAAAGAAGGCUUCUCCAGACGCUUUGAGAUCCAGAAGAGAGUGAGCGUAGAGGAACAGAGUGCUAAAGAGACCGACACCGUCACAGCAGGUAUCAACGCCCAGGCUCGUAAGCUCCAUAAGGGCCGUUCGCGGGUCACCUCUCUGUUCAUGGACGGCAGUGGUGAGGAUGUGGAGGGCCUGGGGAUGUGGAGGAGUCUCAGUGAGAUGGACCUGUCUGCCAUGAAGAAGGAGGCUGUGCAGGCCCAGCAGAAGGCCCAGCUCAUCAGGGAGGACCCGGAGGCCGAGGCCGACAAGGAGGCCCUGCGUCUGGGCAUGGAGAAGGAGGAGACGGAGAGCAGUGACGACAACACCACCCAGUACUCCAUCCACCCGCCCUUUGACUUCCCCUACUUCCUGCUGCUGCAGGGAUACAGCUACAGACAGGACUUUGUCAUCUACCUGAUGAGCGGCACCACCACCAUCUUCGGCUGCUGCAGGGAGCACUGUAACGGAGAGGACGAGGAAAGGCUCAAGGUGGACAUCCUCCUCUUUGCCCCGGACAUUCUUCCCCAGCACUGCUGUGUCAGGCGCCUGGACUCUACCAACUCCUCCCCGGGUGACACCAAGCGGACUCUGACGCUGCUGAAGCCCCUCCACGGCGCCCCCGUCACCCAGAAUGGUUUCCUCCUGAAGGAGGAGGUGGAGCUGACCCCUGGGGACCUGGUGGGUCUGGGCCAACACUACCUGUUCAUGUUUAAGGACCCUACCGCCGCCCCAGGGGCCCCACAGACCCCUCUCUGGAUGAAACAACUUUCUCCCGCCCAUGACGGAGGAGUGGGAGUGUCAUCCUCCUGUCAAUCAUGUGGCUCCGCCCUCCGCAUGAAAUGGCCUAGGGUCCAGAGGAAGUCGGCUCCUCCUCGGUGGAAGGACCCAGAGGGUGGAGAGGUAUCGCUGAGCUAUGAGUUGGAGCAGGAGGACAGGGUCCUGCAGGAGGUCCUGGUCAUGGUGGACCCCAAUGGGGACGAGGCCAAACUGACCCCUGCCUUCCUGCUGAGCCUGUCCAUCCAACACUCAGCCACCACGUUCCAGCUGACACACUUCCGAAGGUUGCUGCUCCGCAUAGCCAGUCAGAUCCAGCUCACCAUGUGGGAGAAGACAAAGGAGCUUGCUGUGAUCCAACCAGAAAGGAGCUUCAGUGAUGUCCAGCAGGAGCCAGAGGAUGUGCAGCUGCUGAGCAUAGAGGAGCUGAUCCCAGGCCUGCGGCCGCUGGUGCUAUGGAUGGCCAACUCCAUCGAGCUACUGCACUUCAUCCAGCAUGACGUUCCCCAGCUGCUGCCCUGGAGGCAGGAGGAAGAGGAGGAGGAGGGCUCAGAGCCGGAGUCAGAGAUGUGGUCCACUAGGACUGCCAGUGAGGAGGCCAUGACGGUCCUAGAGGAGGUCAUCAUGUUCACCUUCCAGCAGUCUGUCUAUUACCUCACCAAGAGUAUGUACUCGGCACUGCCAGGCCUGCUGGAUGGGAACCCGUUCUCGGAGAGCGGGCAGCUGCGUGUGCCCAAGGGCGUGAGCGGCAUCCUGGAUGUCCUGAAGGAGGCGCUGUCUCUGCUCAACGCCUUCCAGGUGCACUCUGACAUCAGCUCGCAGCUCUGCGCCUACCUCUUCUUCUUCACCAAUGCAUCCCUCUUCAACGCACUCAUGGAGAGAGGCUCUGGAGGUGGGUUCUACCAGUGGUCUAGAGGGGUCCAGAUCAGGGCCAACCUGGACCUGCUGAUGGACUGGAUACAGGGAAUGGGCCUAGGGGACCUGGCUGUGGACUUCUUCCAGAAGCUCUCUGCUGCUGUCAAUCUGCUGGCAACGCCCAAGGAGAACCUACUACAGGCAUCAUGGAGCUCUCUGAGGACUGAGUUCAUGCCUCUGAACCCAGCCCAACUGCACCACAUGCUGAGGGAGUAUAACCCAGGCAGGGCCCGUCCUGCAGACUGGAACCCCUCGCCAGACGAGGCAGAGGCUGCCCUCAGGACCACUGACAUCCUGGAGAGUUUCGACAACCACCCUCCCCUUAUCCUGCCUAGCAACACCUUCCACCUGGAGUUGGGUAAACCAAUCACGGAGCCCGCUCUGUUUGAGAAGCUCGGCUAUCUGCAGGACUUCAUCCGUAGCCUCCCCACCAGUCAAACAACACAGAAGGCACUCAGCGGAACAGCUACAGACGCCAAGUCUGCGACCUUGCGCUCCUCGCCCUCUGUCACAGUGGUGGUACCUGACCCAGUUCCCUGCCCCUCGCUCAGGGCAGAGGUGGACUUUUUGAGCCCUGCGGCGCCCCCUCAGGCCCGGGGGUCUCAUAGUGACCUAAGCUGCUGCCUGGCAGAGGCAGUGCUGACCCACAAGCUGAAGAGUCUGGAGCUGCAGAACGCCCUACCUAGGAGUGACCAGGCUGACCUGGGAUGCCACAAGAGCCUGGCUCUGGACCCCUCCUGCCUGCUGACGCCCCCCAACACACCGCAGGGCAUGGAGCUGUCUCAGUCUGAGCUGGAGGCAGACCUGCAGGAGGGAGCAGCACGGCAGCACAGGAAAGCAGGCAGCUGCCCAAGGGACUAUUCUGAGAGAAGGAAUGGGAAUGUGGAGGAAGAUAAUGUGGAGGAAGAGGAGGAGAAAGAGAGGGAUGAAGUGUUUACUGUGGAGCUACACAGAGGACCUCAUGGUCUAGGCCUGGCACUGGUGGAUGGAAUGAAAACCCCUCUGAAGAUGACUGGGAUCUAUAUCAAGUCAGUGGUACCAGAGUCCCCAGCCGCCCAGUGCCAGAAGCUGAGGUUGGGAGAUCGUAUACUGGCUGUGAACGGCAUCAGUCUGGUGGGCAUGGAAUACCACAUUGGUAGAGAGCUCAUUCGUUCAUCUGGAGAUGCCCUCAGAUUGCUGGUGGCCAAAAAUGAGUCCAAAUCAAUGGGGAAGAGCUCAGUGAUCACGUGCUGAGUGGAAGGAAGGUUUCAUUGGAGGCUUCCCCAUGUGACCUUUGACCCUCAGAAGGGAGCUUAAUCUUCUCUCUUUAUCCAACUAAGGAGCUUAGUUGUCUGUCAGUACUUUACGAGACGUGUUCCUCAACCAAAGGAUACAAGACACUUGACUGUUUAUUUUGUUUUGGUGAAUAAUCACUCCUCACUGAGUAUUUUAAAUGAAGCUUUACUGUACAUAGAAUGAACAGGCGGACACUCAAAGGAGGAUGAAACCACUAGACUCAAUCCACUAUUGCUCAAGUCUUCUCUGAAGCACCCUUUUUGAAUGAAUGCAAAUUCAAACGCAAACACUACAUGUGUAUCAACAACAUGGUCCAGACAGCUUUGCAGAAGUGUUUUCUGUUGCCCCUUUUCUUGUCAGCAUGUGAAUAAAUCUGCAUGGUGAGCUGUCCUUCGUACCCAGAAAACACUGGGUUUGGGAGAGUAGAGAAGAACAGCGGUUAAGGCAGUUGUAGCGAGCAGGGUUGAGCUAUUUGUGUCUUCAAGGCCACUAGCUACUGACUACAAAUGGAUAGUGCACAGCAUUCUGUCUGAAGAUUGCUCACCUUUACAAAUGCCAAAACCCAUAAGAACUUAUGCAAAUAUACAUUUUUAUAGAACUGUAAAUUAUAAUGUAUUUUUUGAGUAAAAACAAUGACUCAUCCUUAUGUCGUAGUGGCUGUAUACUUUGGAUAUUUACUGAAGUGCUAUUAGUGAAAUACUUUCCGAAGCACUACAGUAUAACGGAAGGUUGUCAUGGACUCUAUGGUUAUCUAUAAGGCAUUUCAGUGGAUCUCAGUGAUAAUCUAAUAUAGAUUCCUGGAGGUAUCAAAACCUCACUGCUAAACAUCUCUGACUUUUCCCAUGUGGUGACAGUGACACUCUAACUUAUGACUGUUUAUGAAAUGUUUAUAAACAAAUUACUCUUUAUGACAGUUAAGUCAACUAUCGCUCUUAACAGUGUUAAGUCUUCAAUUUUAUUGAUGACAAAUAAAAGAGUAUUCCAUUUUUUUAUACUUAUAUUGUCCAGUAUUUUUGAACAUAUUAAAUAAAUGUUAUUUAGAUUUUAAAGCAAAAUGAGAGCUCCAAAAUUCCUGAGUUAUUCCCCAAUCCCUACAUUG